This is a messenger RNA of Anguilla anguilla (European eel), 1522 nucleotides long. RefSeq names its product mid1-interacting protein 1-like. Gene Ontology annotation, biological process: regulation of lipid biosynthetic process. The coding region runs from base 249 to 746 and encodes 165 amino acids. Gene Ontology annotation, cellular component: cytosol. The transcript has 2 exons. The record is from RefSeq and is a predicted model, not a curated record. NCBI's taxonomy places the organism in Eukaryota, Metazoa, Chordata, Actinopteri, Anguilliformes, Anguillidae.
UUUUCCGCCCGGCGUCCCGUAUAAAUACCAGUGUCGCCUGCAGACUUUUGCUGGGAACGGUUACCAUGCUAGGGGUGUAGCAACUGAAGCCGAACAGUAAAAUCUACUGGCUUCCUUUAGGAUCGCAUUGAAACUGAUUUUCUUGCAUCCUAGACUUGUUCAGGUCUCCAGCCGGCAACUUUUUAGUUGUUAACACCUGUGGUGUCGUAAAGUUCCCAGUCUUCCCCGAGUCUACCCGAAGAUCCAUCAUGAUGCAGAUUAACAGUGACUUCUUCGACCACAAGCACUCCGUCCUCAACGUGAUGAAUCGCUUCAUCGCUGCUGCCAACAACAUGGAUGAGACCAUCAUGGUGCCCAGCCUGCUGCGGGACGUCCCGCUGGAGGAACAGGACAGUCCAGUCAUGGUGGUUGACAACAACAACAGCAUUGAGCCUUACCGUGGCAAGCAGAAAGAUAUGUACGAACACUACCUUCUACUUAAGUCCAUCAAGAAUGACAUGGAGUGGGGUCUCCUGAAGAGGGAGAUAGGUGGGGGUCCCAGCUUCCUGGAGAUGGCCGUCAAGCAGGAGGAGGAACAGCCGAAGGGGGUCGGGGUCGUGGCCUGUGAGGAGACCUUGGACCUGGAGAGCCAGUUCCACUAUCACCUGCGAGGGCUGUUUGGGGUCCUUUCCAAACUCACCCUACAAGCAGACCACCUCACCAACCGCUACAAGAGGGAGAUCGGGGGUGGCAAUUUCAUGAGAUAGGGGAGGUCUGUCCUAUUCAACAUGAACUCAUCUCUUUACAUUUCUACUGUUGUGCACUGAGCAGGUGUGCAGUGCGCAGAAGUGGGCAGAUGAAUAAAAGGCCUCUGGCCUCCCUUCUUCACUACAUGCAAUGGGCCAUGAAUCGAAUAGAGCAACUAACAUGUCAAACGCAUCCCACCAAUCCUGCCUGGGUUGGCCCCGCCCCACCUGUUGCCUCAAACUGUCACAUUCUGCAAAUCAGGCCUGCAAACCUCAAGAAGACCAUGGAAGUAAAAUAUAGAACCGGGGGAAUUUUUCAGUCUCCCAACUGAGACACAUGGGAGGUCUUAGUUUGUGCAUAGCUGUGCUUUUUUUAUUUUUCCAAAGCCAGAACCAGAGCUCAAAUUGACCACUGAAUGGCACAUGCUGUUGGCACAAAAAGAUUGUACACUAAAUUCAUUGGUAGAGUUGUUGAAAGGACAGCGAAUUUCACUCAAAGCAAGGGGCUUGUGUGUCAGUCCAAAAAAAAAACCCCAAGACGUCUCAUGGGUUUACAUUGGACCCCACAGAUGAUCUGACAUGCUCAGCUGGAUCGGAGCAGAUUUCAAAUAGAUUCGGGGGGUUACAAUCAGUUCAGUACUGUACUCUCACUGUCUAUGUGUAUGCUGACAAUUAAUAUGCCCUUGGGGAUUUUUUUGGGAAGGGCAAUAUAUCUUCUCUGAGGCAGCUCUAAACUGUAGCUGUUCACUCCUGGGUAACGCUGUCAAAGACAGAAAUAAACACACAAAAAAACCGCU